Linum trigynum is the source of this 1296-nucleotide messenger RNA. The record is from the annotation of a GenBank genome assembly. NCBI's taxonomy places the organism in Eukaryota, Viridiplantae, Streptophyta, Magnoliopsida, Malpighiales, Linaceae.
CCUCAUCAACAAACAAAUUCCAAAAAAAAAUCAUAUACCGAAACAACAACCUUUUCGGGAUUAUGGAAUACGCCUCGAUGAAGUUGGUUUUCUUGGUCGCGCUCUUGAUUUUCACCGCUGGUGGUGUUACGAAAAUUGGAGCAGAAGAAGAAGGUAACAACAACGGCGUCGUCGGCGUCGGGGCGGAAUUGAAGAAAGUGAUUCCAUGCGACAGAUUCAAGGCGUGUAGUUGCACGGGCAAACUUUGCGUUUGCACGCUGCGCAAAAAAGCUCAGCUGUCUACCCAAUCAGGCGGCGGCGCAGAAGGUGAAAACGGCGUCGUGGGGGCGCCGGCGGCUGCGUACCAGGUUAGAUGCGGGCAACUGAAGACGUGCAGUUGUAUUUUCCGACUUUGCUUCUGCACGGUGCGUGGCUAGCCGGCGAUCAGCGCCUAAUCUGGAAAUUGCAGCUUAAUUAGUUUGAUGAUGAGAAAAUUCCGUUGUUUAGUUGGCUAUAGCUAGCAUUACAGAGAUUAAUAAAAGAGAUUACGUAUAAGAAGUUCACAGCUUGUUAUUAGAGUUAUAAAUACAGAGCGUGAGGAAAACUUAACUAUCAUCCAUAUAUUGCACCAAAGAAUGAACAAAAAAAUUAUUUUCAAACUCAAGGAAAAUGACUUUUCAAAAAAAAUCGCCUGAAAUCUGUGAUGGUAUCCCUUUGCAGUCUGCCAAAAAUGGACUCAGGAAAAAACAUUCAAAAUUAGUGUUUAAUCGACUUAAUCAUCGUCGAAAAUUAGGCUCAGACCGAAUCAAUGAUAUGUGGCCUUCAAAAUCCAAGCAAAAUGGUAUUACGAAAAAAUCUCAUGAAAUUUGUGAUAUAAUACCUCUUUAAAAUCUGUCAUAAAAUAGUUAAUAGGCUUUUGGACAAUUGGCUAUUGGUAUUGGUCGAGAGUACCACGUCAUCAAUCCCACGUGGUACUCCCGGUAUUUAUAGGCAAUAAUUUCUCUAAAAUAUGAGUUUGAAAGUCGUUGAUGCUCCUUCAUUUCCAUCAUAUUAAUAAUAUUAAUUUGUAGAAGUUAUUAGGACACCAUGUUUCAUAAUAAUCCAUUUUUUACCUCUAUAAAAUAAGGAUUUUUUUAUGGAGACCUACUAAUCUUAUUAAUGAGCUAGCAAAGUUAAUUCCUAUAAUAAAAAAAAAAGCUAGCAAAGUUAAUUACAUGGUCCUGUUGCAACUGAUCAAUAAGAAAAAUUAAAGGCCCGUCAACCCAAACUUCACUCGAAUCCCAAUCUGUAUUACCUCUAUAAAAUAAAGAUGUUAUG